GGCUCAAGCACAUGGCGGGCUUCGUCUAAAUUUGUCACCGUCCCUAUGAGAGUUUUGAGGGUCCAGGCGACGACUUUGCAGGUAUGAGCAGCUGCAUCCAGAUCACAGAGGGUAUGGUGCCGGGCAUCAAUCGCCUCGCGCUCAAGGGCCACAUGGAGCAGUUCGGUCAGGUGGACCUUGUUCACAUGGGCAAUCGGCAAAACCCCGAGGAGGAGCCGCCAAAGGUUCGCUUCUCCACCCCCGAAGCUGCGCAGAGGGCGCUGGACGCCAUCAAUGCGGGGCAGGUGGUGAUAGAUGGAAUGCUGCUGAAGGCGCAGUUCAUGCAGGGCAAGGGCCGCGGCAGGGGGCAGGCGCCCACGCCGCACGAGAGGAACUUGGAAGUGACCAGCCGAGACCUCUUCCUGGAGCGUGAACGCGUCAAGAAUCAGGCCCGCUCUGAGCGGAGCCGCAAAGAACGAAGCCGAAGCCGGGAUCGCAGCCGCCGGCGAAGGAGACGGAGCAGCGACAGCAGCCGGUCGCGGCGCCGCAAGAAGAGCGGCAGCCGGAGCCGCGGGCGGAAGUGAGAGAGGCGGAACAUCGCCAGGCUCGAGCAGUGGCUCGCUAGGGCAGUGGCCGUCGCAAAAACUGCGACCGAGGAAACACGGCAUAGGACCGGAAGGGCGCCGCAGUGAUGUUAUGGGAUACAUGCAAAAAGACGCGAUUGAA
This is a messenger RNA of Effrenium voratum, 705 nucleotides long. The record is from the annotation of a GenBank genome assembly. Lineage: Eukaryota; Dinophyceae; Suessiales; Symbiodiniaceae.